AUGACCGACGGCUACAUCGAGGAGCCCCUUGUCAACAAGUUCGCCAAUGCCAUCCCAAACCACGGUCUGCAUGGCACCGCCUCCGUCAUAAUUCUCUUUGGUUACCGACUUCGCUCUCCGUUCGAAUGCAAUGUGUCAGUUGGCAUGUCUGUAUUCGCCGUCGCCCCACACUGCGUUUUCCUCUUCCAUGAUGUGACAACUGGCCAGGUCUAUGUUUUCCAAGCUAAGGGAUCCUUUGCUAGCCUGCUCUCGGGGAAAUCUAGAUUCACGUCUUUUGGGCCGACAACACGAUGGGAAGACCUGACCCAGAUCACUUACGACGACUUAUCGGCCGUGAAAGUUCCCAAGCCUACCAGUCUCGGGAGAGACGUCGUGGCGCUUCCAGGGGGAAAAGAAUUUGACAUGUCCUCUAUCUACAACAAUACGGUGUCUCAAGAGGAGACUCUUGAGCUGUUGUCAGAUUACGCCGCUCUGGACGUGAUCCUACUUGCGGCCAAGACCCGUGGUAAAAGUUCCUCGAUCGAGUUGUGGUUGGAGACUGCCCGUCAAACUCACAAGAUGACCGAAGUGGCCACCUGGGGGCGAGAAGACAUCGACUCCCAGGGUAAGAAAACAAUCAUUCGUCUAUUACAGGCAGUAUCAGAGAAUCAAGCAUCAGACCAGCAGCCCGAGGAUCUUUGGCACCAUCUUGCGACCUCAAGGUCUCAGGAGACCGCGAACUUACCCCAAACCCAUGGCAAAUCUGCACACUUUGAAACGGAUACUCUCAGGUUAAAGCUUCGACUUCAUCAUGUGCAGAAUUGGAGUUGUUUCGAAGCAAGGGUCAACGCCCACUGGGAGCUUGCCUGCAAACUCGAAGAAACGUUAGCCGAGGUGCUGUCGACGGUAGGAUUCUACAGCUAUCAAGAACCAGUGACCCCAGCGAUACUUACUCCAAUGUCUUCCGCGACACUAGAUUCGCCUGUCGCUCAGGAAGGGCCAAGACAAAGCCCGCUAGGGCAUCACUGGCCAACCGCUGAUGGUAGGCGACAAUACACGGACCUGCUGUUCCUUCCUGGUUUCAAGGGUCAGCGCAGCUCAAAACCUGGCAUCCAGUUUGCGCUGUACGACACCUGCUCAAUCUGCAAAGAGCCCAACUCGAUCCAGACCCUACUGCUGCGGGCCAGCCCAGAGGAGGCAGAAACAGAGCAUCUUCCAAAACCCGGCCAGCGUGCUGGCCACAAGUACCCCUUCGUCCUCGGAAACUAUCCAGAGACAGAUGUCAUACUUCCCAUCACGUGCUGCGAUGCUUGUGCAUUCCUACUCCUCCAGGCAGGCGAGCUGCCCAAUGGCGACCGCGUCACUAUAGCCUUGCCUUUAGUGUCACUCCAGAUUCGGGAGAACCGGAACCUGUGGGAGGGGAAAUUGGGAGAAGUGUACGGUCACCGCUUUCACCAGAAGAUCGUAUUCCUUGUCUUUCUCUCCACACUCUGCGCAACACUCGAGGAUCUGAUCGACAAUGCGGGGCCAUCGGACUCUCAGAGCCUAAGAAGAAGCCUGGAAUGGUGCUGCAGGGAGUUAUCCCAGCUCUCAGGGAUAUCUGCUCGAGCCGGACUUGCGCCAGUAGGAAGCCCGCUAGCUGGCGUGGUGAAUGACAACAUGCCCCUGCAGGAAGCUAUUCAGGUCUCGUUCUGCUCGUCUCAUCCUCUUGUUCAGGAGAACCCCUUGCUCUCGUACCCUAUGGAUGGCUUCCUAGUCCUUGUCCGUUUAGCGGGAUUAAUGCAAGGCAUCGAGCCUAGAUACAUUGAGCGGUUUGUCUGGAGGCGCCUUCUGUACCAUUUCGCCGAGCAGCAUGCAGAGCUGCAAAAACAAGUCGGCGCUAAAGAGGCAAAAGCCACACUGGACGAUUUAAUCCACGAGCCUCCAGCAGCCAUGGGGGCAGUAGCCGAGGCGGAGUCCGGGGCAUCGCCAGAGGGGUCAGGGACUCUCACCAGCCGGAUCCGACUUUAUAUCAUCCCGCUCUCAUCCCUAGAGGGCACCUACCUCAUUCCUUCGUCUUCUGACACCCUCGAGCAGUUUGAGCGCAUGGAAGAGUACUUCUUCACCAUCCAGGAGACUACCAAACACCACCCUGCACUAGCCGUCUUCCUCCACAUCAUGGCCACGAUGGCUGAUGGCUCCUCUUUGAUCACGGACGUGGGGGACUUUUUCAAUAGGAUACAGUAUAGAAUAGGUCAGCUGGCGAACAAGCACAAAGACUUGUGCCAUGCUUUUGAGCCUACAGUAUCAGUCGAUGAGGUUGUCGCCGUGAGAUUGAUUGCGGCCGUUUAUGAGCCAGCUAAGGAUGUAUCGUUUUAG
This is a messenger RNA of Fusarium keratoplasticum, 2337 nucleotides long. RefSeq lists its product as uncharacterized. The record is from RefSeq and is a predicted model, not a curated record. The coding region runs from base 1 to 2337 and encodes 778 amino acids. NCBI's taxonomy places the organism in Eukaryota, Fungi, Ascomycota, Sordariomycetes, Hypocreales, Nectriaceae. The transcript has a single exon.